AUGAGCUCCGAUGAAUACUUUGAAGACGAACUCGGCGAUCUUGACUCUGCCUUCUUGAACGAACUUGACGCGAUUGAGGCGACUCAUCUACCGGGAACGGCAGCUGUUCCUUCCAUCAGGCCCCAACCACCCCGCAAGUCGAUUCCACAAGACGUUAUUGACUUAGGUCACUCCAGUGACUAUGGCGAGGAUUUGGUUCUGGACGAGACGGACUUCGCGAAAAUAGACGAGGCAACCCAACAAGGAUUUUCUCCAAGGCUUCUGGAAGUCAUACACCUCAACCACGCGUUGCUCCGAAGACCUUCCAAGGGCGCGCAACUCAAUCUGUUUGGAGAAAUUGCUCAGGAACCGGACCCGUCCAAGAACUCUGGAGAGCCCACGCAUAGAACGUUUGAGCGCACGCGUUCUACCUUGAGGCAGAUGCCCCUGCCCGGCCAAGCGAAGAGAACCAAGCAGUGGGACAGGACCGCAUACGCGAAAUCCGGCUGGAGAAAACCGAAGGAGAAGGUGCCUACUUCAGGAGAUGAGGAUGAAGUACCGCUCGAGUUCGAGCAAUUUCCUGCACCGGAGGUUCCAAGCCCUCAAAUGAAAUUGCAUGCAGACCGACUGGCUGCAAAGACGUGGAUAUACCCUCUCAACAAGCCUAAGAGAGACUACCAGUACAAUAUCGUCAAGAACUGUCUGGUCGAGAACACGCUUGUGGCUAUUCCGACAGGUCUGGGAAAGACAUUCAUAGCAGGCGUCGUAAUGUUAAAUUUUUACAAUUGGUUCCCAGAAGGCAAAGUUGUGUUUGUGGCGCCCACGAAACCUCUUGUCGCCCAGCAGAUUGACGCUUGCCACAAGACUUGUGGUAUACCAGGGAACUCGGCGGCUGAGCUGACAGGGAACGUAUCGGCCGACAAACGGGCUAGUGCGGCUCACCGUGGCACUGGUGACUACGCAUAUGCUCAGGUAGUCCGGUAUAUGAUGCAGCACAAUCCGCACUUUCGCAUAUUGGCCCUCACCGCUACUCCUGGAGGAAAGCCAGAGGCUGUCCAAGCCAUCGUGGAUGCUCUACACAUCAGUCAUAUUGAGAUUCGCAGCGAAGCCGAUUCUGACCUGAAGAAGUAUCUCCACACGAAGCAUGAGCAAGAACACUUGAUUCCGAUCAAUGGAGAAAUUGCUGUCCUACGCGACGGGUUAGUCGCGGUGAUCAAUCCUAUCCUAAAGAAGGUGCAGGGUGCAGGAUUCCUGAGAAAUGGUAACACCGCGCCCACCAUGUUGCACCCUUUCCGCUGCCAAGCUGUCAUGGUCGAGAUGCGGACUGCCAAGGCUCCACAGUACGUGGUUGCAGCAGCAGCGCAGCUUGGAUGUCUCGCCCGAGCCAUGGGAUAUCUCUUGGAGAACAGCGUUCAGAUGGCCUAUGGCUACAUGAAAGACAUUAGGGACGACCCAGAUAAUAACACCAAGAAGGCGUUACGGAAGAUGAACGAAUUCAGCGACGUGAUGAAGAAGUUCGAUGAUCAUGCCCAACGUGGAUUGUCCAGCCACCCCAAGAUGGAUGUGCUCAAGACUGUCCUCAUCGAUCACUUUGCAAAGCAGCUUCCAGAUGAGUCAGACGGGGCUCGACCUGGCACUGGGCAUUCUCGAGCCAUGGUGUUUGUCUCAUUCCGGGAAUGCGUAGAGGAGAUCGUGGAGUUGUUAAACCAACAAUCUCCGAUCAUCCGGGCCAAAGCGUUCAUCGGACAAGGGACUGACAAGCAGGGAAGAAAGGGAUAUGCUCAGAAGGAGCAAUUGCAGGUUAUCGAGCAGUUCAAGCAGGGCGAGCACAACGUUCUUGUCUCGACCUCGAUCGGCGAAGAAGGUCUCGAUAUCGGCGAAGUUGACGUCAUCGUCUGCUAUGAUGCACAGAAGACACCCAUUCGUAUGCUCCAACGGAUAGGUCGCACGGGCCGUAAAGCAUCCGGCACAGUGCAUAUCCUCCUCGCUCUGGGCCGCGAAGAGCACAAUUGGCAGAAGGCCCAAUCAAACUAUGCCGAAGUACAGCAUUUCAUCGUACGCGCGUCCGACCUCGAAGUCUACGGCGACGUCGACCGUCUCCUCCCCGCCGAUAUUGAACCCGAGUGCGUCGAGAUGGUAAUGGAGAUCGAAGAGUAUGUCCGCGACGAACGCCCUGUUCGCGGCGCAGGCUCGCCGAAGCCCAAGAAGCGCAAGCGCGACGACCACCCGCUGCGAAAUGUGCCUGCCGCGGCCGCGAAGGGAUUCGUAAGCGUCCGUGACCUGCUCGUGAAGGGUGUGGCGAAGCGGAGGAAGAAGCUGAAGGAGGUCGACCUCGAGCACGCAGGCGAAUCGGACUCGGACGAUGCGGAAAUCGAGGCGGGGCUGUAUGGCCCACAGCGGACAAAAUCGGCCCCUACAGCAAGCGCGACUACGACGGCGAGCUCGAGCAAGUCCGGCAGCUCCGCGACGGGGAAGAAGGCAGGAAAGGUAAAGGCAAGGCCACCCGUCAACGUCGGCACGGAAGAUGAUUCGGACGACGAGGCCAUCGACCGCGGGUUGGACUUGCAGCUGGACAACCUCCAUUCCACAGCGCACACUGUGUCAGCACCAGGCUUCCGCUCCGCAAAGGAUCUCUUUGAACGCUCGAGUUCGCCCGAUAUCCCGCUCAACUCCAUAAUCGACUUGACGGAAGACUCGCUUUCCAUCGCACGGACUGAGUCCGCGUCGUCCAUCCCCGGGCCCGACGAGGAAGAGUCCCAGUCCGGACAUCCCCCUCCUCGAACGAGUAAUCCCGCGACCCCAGCUGGCUCCUGCAGCGCUUCUUCAGACGAGUCUGUAGCCGCAGCAGCCGACAACAGUAUGGCGUGGCUCAUCGCCGACGACGAUGACGACCCGUUCGUGCCCAUUACUCCGCCAGCCCCGAAAUCGCACCACUUGCCCAUUGGAACACGCCCGACUCCACCCCACUCGAGUCCUCUCUGCCUCCGCCGGGCCCUCGCACCCGCGGGUUCCAUGGGCCCGCCCGCGCUCCCUUCCCGGCUGGCGAUGCAACCCUCACCCGACGCCUCCUCUGACGACGCCCCCUUCUUCGUCUCGGGCCCGCCCCCCGCAACGUUCGCCGUGCGCGCACCCGGCGCGAAGCGCAAACGGCCCAUCGCCGAUACUUCCAUCAUCGACCUCUCCUCCUCUCCCACCACUCGAAAGAAGCGGCGAUUCCGGGACGCCGCGCACGCCGCACGGCACAACCCGUGGAUCAACGUCGAGGCCUCGCACUCGGGCGACGAGCUCUCCGCCGGCGCUUCAUCAGACCGCGACGACCGCCGGUUCACCGAGGCUCUGCCCGAGACGCAGGUCGCGCCGGAAUACGAUCAAGCCGCGGUGUACCGCCGGAGCCUGAUGACGCAGGCACCAGGCGCGCCAGCGUUUGCACGUGGACUCGUUCGGAGGGGCGGCGCCCAGUUCUUCGCGGAUGGGAGUGGCGGUGGAGGCGCGGGGACGGGUGCGAGGCGGAAACCGCGGUGGAGCUCACCGACGGAGGCGGGUGAGGACGAGGGGCCGGACGAGUACAUGCAUGGGAGCUUCGUGGUGGACGACGACGCGGAGAUCUCUUUCGAAGGCGUACCGUCGGACGAUGACUUAUAA
Messenger RNA from Epithele typhae, 3621 nucleotides. RefSeq names its product P-loop containing nucleoside triphosphate hydrolase protein. The record is from RefSeq and is a predicted model, not a curated record. Gene Ontology annotation, molecular function: 3'-5' DNA helicase activity; four-way junction DNA binding; ATP binding. Lineage: Eukaryota; Fungi; Basidiomycota; Agaricomycetes; Polyporales; Epitheliaceae. Gene Ontology annotation, biological process: replication fork reversal; double-strand break repair via synthesis-dependent strand annealing; interstrand cross-link repair. The coding region runs from base 1 to 3621 and encodes 1206 amino acids. The transcript is spliced from 15 exons.